This is a messenger RNA of Puntigrus tetrazona (Sumatra barb), 554 nucleotides long. RefSeq names its product histone H2B-like. Lineage: Eukaryota; Metazoa; Chordata; Actinopteri; Cypriniformes; Cyprinidae. The transcript has 2 exons. Gene Ontology annotation, molecular function: protein heterodimerization activity; DNA binding; structural constituent of chromatin. The record is from RefSeq and is a predicted model, not a curated record. Bases 52 to 429 code for a protein of 125 amino acids. Gene Ontology annotation, cellular component: nucleosome.
AGGGUCAGCUAAUAUCCACAUUCAGUUUUGUUGAACUGGAAAGUGUGUAUCAUGCCUGAACCAGCGAAGUCCGCGCCCAAGAAGGGCUCAAAGAAGGCCGUCACCAAGACCGCCGGUAAAGGAGGAAAGAAGCGCAAGAGGACCAGGAAGGAGAGCUAUGCUAUCUACGUGUACAAAGUCCUGAAGCAGGUUCAUCCCGACACCGGAAUCUCUUCCAAGGCGAUGGGCAUCAUGAACUCUUUCGUGAACGACAUCUUCGAGCGCAUCGCCGGUGAGUCGUCUCGUCUCGCUCACUACAACAAGCGCUCCACCAUCACCUCGAGAGAGAUCCAGACCGCCGUGCGUCUGCUGCUGCCCGGAGAACUGGCCAAACACGCCGUGUCUGAGGGAACCAAGGCCGUGACCAAAUACACCAGCUCCAAUAUUUGAAGAGCAGCACGACCGUCGACAGCAGAUACGGACAAGCUGCCAGAAGAAAACUGAGGAUUUUGAAGACCGAAAUCUGAUCUGAACGUGACGCUGAAAUCAGAUGGACAAAACGCAUUACUAAACAA